GUCCCAGUAUCGUGCGGCAAUGCCAUCCACCCCCUUCAUCGACAACCAAGCAUGCCCACUCCGCUCGUUGCCAUCUAUGCCUUUGGCUCGGCCGGCGAUGUUAUGCCGAUGCUCGCUCUUGGCCGUGCGCUGCACACCCAGUGCGGUUACCGUGUGCGAAUCGUUGCCCCCGCCAAGUGGGAGGAGAAGGUGUGCAAAGAAGGAUUGGAGUACUUCGACCUCAAGGCCGAAGGAAUCGCGGCAGUCGCAGUUGAUUCGUUCCUGAUGUCGUUGUUCGACUUCCUCCUCUCCCAGAACGAUCCCAUAUCGAAAAGCACCACCACGUUUGAUCCAAAAGAAGUUGGCCGGUUCGUCACGCACCGUAAAACCAUUCAGGGAAUCAUGCCUCUCAUGCGGGCGCUGAUCCCUGUUCUCAAAUUCCUCUUCAAGACCGCCGACGAACAUCUCAAAGGAGUCGAUCUGGCUAUUUUGACAAACGCUGCUCUGCAGCUUCGAGAGGACUGCGAAAAGCGAGGUAUCCCGACUGUGGCUUGCUAUCUCCAGCCUAGCCAGGCCACGAAGGACUACCCACCCCCUGUUCUUGGAUUGGAGUAUCAGCCAGACAACGACAAGGCGAGACGCAGCAAUCUCAUGACCUGGUUGUCCCUUGGGAUCCGCUCCCUCUGGAUCUUCAAUCCGAUCCUUCAAGAGAGACGACGAGCACUGGGACUCCGCCGCGGAUUCUUGCCUUCGUACAUCACUGCCAUCUAUGAUAUCAUUCAACUGAUGAUCAGGGAGGCUCGUGCGCGGGCUGCCAUGCCGUUUAUUUGCACUUUCAGCCCAGCACUGGUUCCCAUCGCCUCCGAUUUCAAGCCCACCAUGGAUUUCGUCCAGUCUGGUCCUCUCCAGCUGGAAGCAGAUCAGUACGCCGAACCAUUCUCCGCUCCCGUUGAGCUGGACGAGUUCCUUGCCUCCGGAAAGAUCGUCUAUUUUGGAUACGGCUCGCUCCAGAAGCUCGGCCCAACCUCCACCAAGGAGAUCGACCACAUGACCAUCUGGCUCACGGCCAUCCAAGAGCUGGAGUCGCAGGGUGUGAAGUUGAGAGCCGUCUUUGCAUUCUCGUGGGGCCCCGACGAUGUAUCCGCCGACCCGACCAACACAAAGUACCAUGCACUCCGAGAGCAACUGGAUGCCAUGAUCCAACAGAAGAAGGUCUACCGCCUCGUCGGAUCGUUCCCGCACACCUACCUGUUCCCAAGGUGCCAUGUGGCAGUCCACCACGGCGGCGCCGGAACAACUCAGACGGCAGCAAAGUACCGGCUCCCGGCUAUCAUCGUGCCGCAUGUCGUUGACCAACCCUUCAUGGCCUCGGUCGCCAAGUACCGAGGCAUCGCCAAUGUGAUCGAUCUGGACGACUUUUCGACCUCAACGCUGGUCGGAGCGCUGAAGGACAUCCUGGUGGACCGGGCCGAGUAUUUCAAGAAGAACUGCGACCGCAUCGGCGACGAGAUGGCCAAGGAGAAUCCCAUCGGCGAUGCUGUUGCACUGGUCCAGAGAACGCUCCAGAAGGCUCGCUCUGCCACGUCCGACGCAAGUUCUGAGAACACCGCCGUUUGACCAGGAU
Polychytrium aggregatum is the source of this 1603-nucleotide messenger RNA. RefSeq lists its product as uncharacterized. The record is from RefSeq and is a predicted model, not a curated record. Gene Ontology annotation, molecular function: hexosyltransferase activity. Gene Ontology annotation, biological process: carbohydrate metabolic process. NCBI's taxonomy places the organism in Eukaryota, Fungi, Chytridiomycota, Chytridiomycetes, Polychytriales. The coding region runs from base 52 to 1596 and encodes 514 amino acids. The transcript has 8 exons.